AUGGACAAUCCAUCCCCCAUCCGCCGCGACGCGCCGCCAUCAUACACCAUCCCGCCCUUCCCCUCGCUCUUCUGGCCCCCCCAGGACGCCAGCAUCAUCCUGUACGAGCUAGACGAGAUGUGGAAGUUCACCCUCUUCUGGACCCUCAUUCUCUACGGCCUGUUCCACCUCAGCGCCGUCGGCGUCGCCGUGCUGAUGCAGGGCGGCGGCAAGCGCAUUUCCAGUUGGAGGUACCUGUGGCUCGUGCCGCUGGUGUAUGCUUUGAUUGCUGGGUUUGAGGCGCUCAUUGCUGGGACGUUGGUGGGCUUGAUCGUCGGAGCGAGCUACCUCGUCGGCGGCUUCACCAUGUCCACCUGGAUCCCGUUUGUCUGGGGCUGGGUCAACGUGCUCGUGCUGGUCGUCUCGUCCUUCCGUAUCCAGGGUGGUCUGUAA
This is a messenger RNA of Dichotomopilus funicola, 432 nucleotides long. RefSeq lists its product as uncharacterized. The record is from RefSeq and is a predicted model, not a curated record. The transcript has 3 exons. The coding region runs from base 1 to 432 and encodes 143 amino acids. Lineage: Eukaryota; Fungi; Ascomycota; Sordariomycetes; Sordariales; Chaetomiaceae.